AGCGGCGAUCCCUGUGGAAAAGACUUUUCCUGCUAUGAAGCAGCCCAGAAGACGCAAGCGCGCCAACGGGGAGGAGAGAAGCUUGAGCUGUGACCAGUGUGGAAAGACCUUUACUCUGAUUGGUAGCUUAAAAUCACAUCAGCUGAUCCACACCGGUGUGAAACCAUUCAGCUGUGAUCAGUGUGGAAAGACCUUUACUCUAAGAUGCAACUUAAAAUCACAUCAGCUGAUCCACACCGGUGUGAAACCAUUCAGAUGUGAUCAAUGUGGAAAGACCUUUACUCAUAGAUGCAGCUUAGAAAGACAUCAGCUGAUCCACACCGGUGUGAAACCAUUCAGCUGUGAUCAGUGUGGAAAGACCUUUACUCUAAGAUGCAACUUGAAAUCACAUCAGCUGAUCCACACGGGGGUGAAAUCAUUCAGCUGUGAUCAAUGUGGGAAGACCUUUACUCAUAGAUCCAACUUAAAAACACAUCAGGUCGUCCACACGAAAUUUAAAGCUUUCAACUGCGAUCAGUGUGGAAAGUCUUUUACUCAGAUUGGUCACUUAAAAGCACAUCAGCUGAUCCACACAGGGGUGAAACCAUUCAGCUGUGAUCAAUGUGGGAAGACCUUUACUCAUAGAUGGAGCUUAAAAUUACAUCAGCUCAUCCACACUGAAGUUAAAGCUUUCAACUGUGAUCUGUGUGGAAAGUCUUUUAAUCAGAUUGGUCACUUAAAAUCACAUCAGCUGAGCCACACAGGGGUGAAACCAUUCAGCUGUGAUCAAUGUGGGAAGACCUAUACUCAUAGAUGCAGCUUAGAAAGACAUCAGCUGAUCCACACCGGUGUGAAACCAUUCAACUGUGAUCAGUGUGGAAAGUCUUUUACUCUAAAAACUCACUUUAACAGACAUUAUAUGAUCCAUGUUGGAGGUAAAUCAUUUGUCUGUGAUCAGUGUGGAAAGUCUUUUACUGCGAUUGAUAGGUUAAAAAUGCAUCAGCGCAUCCACUCUGGAGUUAAAUCAUUUGUAUGUGGUGACUGUGGAAAGGCUUUUCUUCAGAUUGAAAGCUUAAAAUUGCAUCAGCGCAUCCACUCUGGUACUAAACAAUUUGUAUGUGGUGACUGUGGAAAGUCUUUU
Messenger RNA from Haplochromis burtoni (Burton's mouthbrooder), 1120 nucleotides. Its product is annotated as zinc finger protein 665-like. The transcript has a single exon. The record is from RefSeq and is a predicted model, not a curated record. NCBI's taxonomy places the organism in Eukaryota, Metazoa, Chordata, Actinopteri, Cichliformes, Cichlidae. The annotation marks the transcript as partial. Gene Ontology annotation, molecular function: RNA polymerase II cis-regulatory region sequence-specific DNA binding; DNA-binding transcription factor activity. Gene Ontology annotation, biological process: regulation of transcription by RNA polymerase II.